Messenger RNA from Frankliniella occidentalis (western flower thrips), 1948 nucleotides. RefSeq lists its product as uncharacterized. Gene Ontology annotation, molecular function: protein binding. The transcript is spliced from 2 exons. NCBI's taxonomy places the organism in Eukaryota, Metazoa, Arthropoda, Insecta, Thysanoptera, Thripidae. The coding region runs from base 451 to 1821 and encodes 456 amino acids. The record is from RefSeq and is a predicted model, not a curated record.
UUUUGUCCCGUCCCUCGCUAGAGGGGCACACCCCGAGAGCGUUGUCCUGGCUGCUGGUCCUCGACGAGCGAUAAAAUCCGAUGUAAUGCACGAUCCCAAAGCAUAAUUACAAACUUCAUGCAAACAUAAGGUGACAAGACACCUAUAGACAGGCCGGAGUUCCCCGGAAAUCUCGGACGACUAUAUGUCGGGCGCUUUUGGAAUACCCCGGGGGAUUUCAUUGGUCAAACCCCCGGCGUGCUCGGGCGCCGGGCGCACUCCGCGCUCGGCUCGGUCAACUUGACUCGCUCGGGUCCUGGCUGGUCCGCUGGUCCUCGUCUCGUUCGUUGUCGCAGUGUGCGUUCGGUUCUAGCUCUAGUCUAGCCAGGUUAUCAGCUACAUAUCACGAACGCGUCAGCUCAUCAACUACAUUCGCCGACACGCUUUCCAGGCCGCAGUUUACGCUCUGUCAUGGACCCCGUGGGAACGGCUUUGAUGACCCUGGAGCAGCUGCUGGACGACGUGCUCGUGAUGGUGAUGCAGUUUCUGGACGUGGAGGACGUCCUCGCCUGCCGCCUCGUGUGCAAGAGGUUCUGCGGCCUGGCCCUGCACCCCGACGUGUGGCGGCACCGAACGCUCCACGACCACCACCCCUGCGCGGGCGCGGUGCUGCACCUGGCCCCGUGCCUCAACACGCUGGUCAUCACGGGCGAAGUCCCAACCCUAGCGGUGACCACAACCCGGUGCGCCGUAGCAGGGUUGGAUCUGCUCUCCAAUUGUAGGGGGACAGAGUACCCCUUGGCCUUGGCUGUGCGCAACCAGGAGUCCCUCGGGCGUCUCAGGCGACUUGAGCUUGCCACCUAUAAUUUGCGGCUUGCCGACGUGCUGGUGAGGACGGUUGCAUCGUGUUGCCACCUGGAGUCGCUCGACGUCAUCAGCUCCCUACCGGGCAUCAGCCACCCCGUUGUGCACGGGCCGCCCAAGCCCUCGCUCAUUAAGUUCCGUUGUCCGCUCGACAAGAACUCUGCAAGCUUCGUGCACGCCAUUCUGGCCGGGCACGCCGCUACCCUAGAGGAGGUUGACCUCCUUACAUGCUCUAGCCCCGAGGGGACGACAGCUACCCUGUUGGCUGCCUUGCCAAGACUCCGCAGUCUGGAGUGCGACGACUCGGUGAGGGGGUUACAGUCCGUAGCAUCGUGCAAGAUGCUUAGAGAAGUUUGUAUAACUCUUUAUGACGACGUAGAUCGACUUGAGAGGGUUGUGAAGUUCCUCCGCCGAGCUAGCCAACUGCAACGUGUCUGCCUGGAGAACUGUACGGGAGAGGACACCCCCGAGUACUGCAUGGCGUUGGUCGAGGCUCUGGGCUCCCGCUUGGAGCGGCUGGCGCUUGUAGGGUUUGAGGUUGAGGUCGUGCGGCCGUUGCUUCGCGUGCUGCCCUCGCUGCCAGCUCUGCGCCACCUGGACGUGGACGAAGACCUCGGCGACAAGCUGCUCAAGGGCAUCACACCCGUCACGGCCCCGGCCCUGACGCUCCUGGAGAUUGCUGGAGAGACAUUAUGCCCCCAUGCCUGGAUACACGGCGACGCGGUUAAAUCGACGCUCGCGGAGAAUCCCUCGCUUCAUAUCCAGCUCUGGUGCCCCAACGAGUGCGAUCCCGAGGAUUGCGAGACAUGCGUGCAAGGCUGCCAUCAAGAGGUAAAGUGGGAUGAGGUGAGAAAGAUAGGCCUCUACUCGCAUGACCCUGACAAGUGUCCCUCUCCGGAGGACCACACUGAUGACACACACUGGAAAAGGUCCUACGACCGCGAUACUAAUGUGGCGUGUACGUGGAUCCACAUGUGAUGCAUUUGUGCUUGAUGUUGUAUGCCCCCAACUCUUAGCUUUGUUCUGUCAGACAUGGCUAAGUUUUGCAUUGUACGUAAGGUUUCUGGAAUGGUUAAUAAAUGAUUAAUAAUUGUCUCUGAUGAAA